Pseudonaja textilis is the source of this 422-nucleotide messenger RNA. NCBI's taxonomy places the organism in Eukaryota, Metazoa, Chordata, Lepidosauria, Squamata, Elapidae. The record is from RefSeq and is a predicted model, not a curated record.
CCGCCCAACAGCUGGCAGGCAGGCAGGCAGCGCCGGUGCCCGGCCGGGAGGGCAGCGAAGGGAGCCGAGGCUUCCCGGGCGCAGCGUCGGCGAGCCCUGCCUGCCCCUGGGCGAUGCUCCGGCUGCCGGGCGCGCUGUGCUGGCUGGGCGGCUGGGCAGCGGCGCUCCUGCUGGGCUGGCCGGCCGAGGUCGGGGCCGCCUCCGCCAGCCCGCAGCUGCCGCCCUGCCGGGAGACCGACUACCACUUCGAGUACACCGAGUGUGACAGCAGCGAGUCCAGAUGGAGGGUGGCCAUCCCGAAUCCGGGCGCCGAAUGUUCUGGCUUGCCUGACCCGGUCAAAGGAAAAGAAUGCAGUAGGUCUUUCUCUGAUUCAAACAUGAAGGUUCCUAAUCCAUCAGAAAAAAAGAACGGAGCUUUUUAA